AAGGUAGUAGCAACAACAGCAGCAACAUAAUUUGGCGAACAACAAAUCGUUGUGACAGCUAUAUUGAGUGCCAGCUGCUGAAGUUGAGUGUAAGAAGUGCAAGACGAAGAGCCGUGCGGCAAGUAGGGACACCAGAGACAGGAACAUGGCAAUAAUGAAACACAAAAACACGCCAGAGCAAAGUGGCGCAACAACAAAGCAAAAACAAUGGCAGUCGACUCAGAACGGGCAGUAGGCGACAAAAGCGCGCAGCACCGACGACAAACCCAACAAUUGCGAUGCACUGCAGCAGCGGCAGCAGUAGCAACACUAACAGCGAUUGUUGUGCGGAACGAAACAACGAAUGGCGCGACGCCGCGAAUGGCGAGCAGCAUUCGGCUAUAACUAACGGUGCAUACUGUUUGUGCCACGACGAGCACAACGACAACGACAACACGAAACGUAUUCAGGCUGCUCAGCGCAGUGAAGGCAUGGCAAAUAACGGCCAACGCUAAUACGAGUACACAAACAGCCAGUCAAGGAGCCAACAGGCCAACCUUAACGCAGCCAGCGUUUCAGAGACGCGUUUAGUAGACAAACAGGCGAUUCCUGCUAAGAACAUACGACGAGUCCUCGCUCGUCGCUGCUAACGUUAAGAAGGACAAUUUCACUAGAGAGCCUUUUUCAAAAGUGCAGUGAAAAAAUUUCCAAAAUUGCAGGAAAAGCAAAAAUGAAAACAAAUUUAAAAAACUGAACGGUAAAAACUAUUAGAAAUCAGUGCAGCGAAAGUGAAUAGCGAGAAGGUAACACAAGUCUCUGUCCUUAAUGACCAGAACUCUCUAAGUGCUUUGGACACAAACAUUCUAACGAAAAGUGAUAGGAAAAAUAUUAAAAAAAAGUGAAAAAAAUAUACCAGCAACUAGAAAACUCCACCAGAACUCCACUCAACUUUGAACCAAACGAAGGAGUUCCAGGUAUAAUUUUCAGUCGUUUCAAACACAAAAAAGUAGAGAAGCGAAAAAAUCUGCAACUCUGCGCUGUCAUCAUAAACAGGAAGUUUCAGCGAGCAACUCAUUUUGCAGCUGAUAAGUGCGCAACAAAAACAAAGUGAAAAAUAACAGCAAAGUAGAAGCAAAAUAAAAGAGUAAUUCAUAAAAAAUAAGAAGAAAGCCAAGCUAAAAGUGAGUUCGACACUUCACAGCAACUAACUACAGUGCACAGGAGACGGACAAGACGGCCAGACCAGGCGCAAGGCAGCCUCAUACUCGUUGAGUCUCAAGCAUCGCACAAGCAACUUGACAGACAGUCAUUCAGCAUAGACAAACAGUUCGACAAACAGACAAGCGGCCAAAGUCGAAGCAACAGAAAAGGAGGUAAACUUGCUGCAUCCCAAAGUGUGAACGCCUAACAAGGCUAAGAUAAACACAAAGAAAGGACACAGCAAAGUAAGGCAGGAAGACUGAGUAGAACGAGCAGGCGUAGCUAAUAGCGAGGCGGUGGCGAAAAGUUGUCUGUGAACAGCAGGCGCCAGGUGAAAGAAGAAGGUGAAGCAUACGCAACACACAUACAUAUCCAAACGCGUGUGUGUGUGUGUACCCACAAACACAUUCCCCAGGGACAGACACGUAAAGCUAACAAAACAGAGUAAAAGAAAAUAUAAAACACAAGGCUAAAAAUAGCCUACCAGCCAGCCAGUCAACCAGGCAGUCGACCGACACAAAAGCAUAGGUUGGUGUAUACAAGUGGGCGCGGCAAGUGUGUAAGGCACACGGUGGCAGGGCAUGGUAGUUUUAGUGGCAGCAAAACAAAGCCGAAACUAAAUUGGCGGAAAGCAAAUAUAAGCCAAGAGACUUUAGUGCGCAGCUUUACUUUAUUGUUUUGUUUCUGUCUCAGCUAUUUUACCAAAACUAAAGCGCUGAAACGAAGUAGAAGGAAAUAAGCAGAAAACAAGACCAAAUAAGGAAGCAUAAAAUAAAUAGUGAAGUAGUGAGUGCGUGUGUGUGUGUGUGAGACGGAGAAGUUAAAAAAAUUAUAGUAAAGUGUACCAACCAAGAAAGCGCAAAGAAAAAUAGAAAAAGAAAACUAAACGACAGACGUGCAUACAUUUCAGGUGCUAAAAAGUUUACCUCCACGCCACCCUAUUACACAGAAAGAAAGAAAGGAAAAAAAGUAAAAAAAAAACGGUGUAAGAGAUAGAGAAAUAACAAGAACGUCCGAAAACGACCAGUGUGUCCGAAAAUAGCAAGCACAUACUGUGUGCGAGCUAAUAAAAAAUAAGUUAUCCCUUCGGAGAAGUAGUACGAAACGUGCAAGUGAAAAGUGUACUACCACUACAGGUGAAACCCAAACGAACUGAGGUCAAAAGCCGUCAAUAAGCUGCUAAGCGACGUGACGCUUCCAAAAGACAAAACCUAAUGAAAAAGGAUCUCCAGGGAGGUUUGUACAGUACAAUACAAUACCAGCAAUCAACAGUUGCAUGAAACACUUCGGUGUGUUGCACAAAUUGUGGUGAAAGUAAAUAAGUAAGUAAGAGGCUUAAAAAUAAAUCUGUACGUCGUGAGAAGUGCGUGCCGCUUAGCGCUCAUAUACACGCGCAUACAUACAAAGCGCCAAUACAACAUAACCAAAGUGAAAGACAGACAGCAAGAAUAAGCUUUUAAGCAAAUGCUAAAAUUAGAAGAGACCAAAACAAAGUAAGAAGUUGAGUGCGAAACGAAACAAUACGGGCGGUGAAAAGUAGUUGGAAGAACACUUCGUGAAAAAAGAAAGGUGCAGAAGUGGUAGCGCAAACAACCAGAAAAAAAAUUGAGAAGCGACUAAAAUUAAGAAAAAGUGUGCGCAAAAGCUUUCAUAAGGCUGAAUAGUUCCUCAAAAAACAAAAAAAAAACUAUAUAUAUUUAUAUAUACCAACACUAAAGCAGAGCUGCAAGCACCUUUCUAAGGACAAACCAAAAAAUAGAGCAAAAAAUAAAAAAUAACUUUUGCGCAACUGAGCCGCUGAGCAAACGCCGCAGACCGCAGUUCUUUGCAGACGCAGUCAAAAAUUAUUACACAGAGUUCCUCGAAAGAUGCAAGCAAGCCAGUAGGGAAAGUGCUGGAGCCACGCGGACAAGACGCAGCAAUUCUAGUGCCACUCAGGUCAUAACAAGCCACAAAUCGACGCUUCGGGCACGGGCAUACAAGCACACCUACAGGCAUACACGCGCGAGCCGAUAAAGUAAAGUCGUAGAGUUGCAAAGGCGAACCGGCCAACGCAUUGAUUAUCGAUUUUGUCUCCGCUGACAUAUAACAAGAUUGGCGCGGUCUGGAAGAACGUAAACGACUAGCGAACGACAAAAAAAGACACGAAAAGAAAACAUAGAAAAAGGAAAUAGUUACAGACAGCGCAACAGACAGACGGAAGACUAAAGUCUAGUUGUGCGAGCCAAGUGAGCAGGCGUGUGCUAGCGAGCCAACCAGAAACGUACGUCGCAGUUGCCGGUGUUGGUAAUGAAACCCGCGGCAAACUAGGGGCAACUAAGGCAAGCCACCUCAACGGGCGUAUCAACUAAGCAGGCAGCCAACGAAUCAACCAACCCAUACACAAACAAACAAGCAAACAACUAAAAUAUUAUUGUAAUCGCUUGGAUUACAGUAACAACGACUGAACGCUCGACUGGCGCGCCACAAAACGAACGACAAUUGAAGUCUGUGAAAUUGCCAUUUCAACGGCGUAUUUAUCGUUGGCAGCCAAGUACUGAUGAAAGAAGGAACUAACAAAUAAUACGAACAGAAAAAAGUGUACAGAAAAAGUGGUGAAAAGAGUAAAAAGAAGUAGAGGCAAAAAUAAGAAAUCAACUAACGUAACAGCGAGCGGAAAUAGUUGAAUAUAAAACCCGCGAAAAGCUAUUGAAAGCACAAAAAUCAACGACCAACAACCAACGAGACAGCCAUAUAACGAAGUGGAAAGCAAAAAUCCCAGCGGAAACGUACUUUUGGCAAAAUAUCAAAAACGUCCCGUCGAAAAACAGGGAUUACGUGAAAAACUUCAGCAAACAAACAAACAAACGCGCAGCACUAAAACGUUAGCCAUAAGGCAGCAAUCAACAAUCAACAAUUUGGAAACGCAUCGAAAAAAGUUGGUGAAUAGGCGCCAACAUUGCCAAGAAAUUCACGCCGCGAUAACAAAACUUGUUUGUCGAAAGUUGUGUGCCUGUUUACCGUGAGCCAUUUCGGGUACAGUUGACAGCUAAAAGGAGCUGCAAAGCUCUAAAACCAGCAAGGAGAGACGAGUAAAAUCAACGGUGCGGUGGGAGAUAAGUGCAUGCAAAAUCGUCUCGCAAAUAACGUUGCAACACAACACAAACUACUUUGAGACUGUGAGAGAAUGAAGACUUUUGUGUGCAAGCGAAUUGCUGCUUAGACUUAAGCGUGUGACCCGAGACCUAGUACCCAAAAGCCAAACAGCCAAACGCGUUAGUUGAAACCUGCUAGAGAUCCCCGUAGAAAUCGUUGAAACCCAAUCAACCAAUAAACCAAACCAAAAGAAAAACAAACACAAAAAAAAAAAAGACGAUUUGGCACCACGAAUCCAAUACGUUUCUCGAAAAUUAGUUCUACCCCAGUCAAGUAGUUACGAAAAAUCUCCAAACAUAGCACGUCUACUUGAGCGUUUGCGUCGCAUCAACAAAAAGAAAAUGUUCUACUCGCUCGUGCAGACCAUCGUGUGUGUGCUGCUCAUACAGGGUGGCCUUUAUGCGCUGCACUUGAAUGGCCCCAGUGGCGGCAGCAGCAGCAUCAGCAGCAGCGGCAAUGGCGCGGGUGUUGCUAAUAGCAUUGGUGGUGUUGGAGUGAAUGCCCCAACAAACCUCGGCGGUAGCGGCGCCGCACAGCUCAAUACCGCCGCGAAUACCAAUCAAAUGCUCAAUAUACUCUCCGCAUCCCAGUACGCGCAACAUCUACAUGCCGGCGGCAGCGGCAGCGGUAGUGGCAGCGGUGGCGGAGGUGGUGGUGUUGGCCUUAGCGGCAGUGGCACUGGCAGUGGCAGUCUCUCGCAUGCGUUUAGCAAAUCCGCCGUCGCGCCUUUAGACAACGCUGGCCGUUUGACGCAGGAGUUGGCCGAUAUGGCGCAGCACGAGCGCGAGCGACUGAUGUUGCUCGGUGUGGCAAAGCAGAACGCAGUAGCCCAUGCGGGCACUGGACAUCACGGACGUCCUUUUAUUACCGGACGCAUACAAAUGAGUCCCGUCGAGGAUGUGGAGAGCGACUAUCCGUCGCUGCUGCUGCAACAGCCACGUGGCCCCAUGUACGGUAGCGUCGUGAAGCAGCCAGCGGUGGUCGAGGACGAGUAUGCAGAUGAGGAGGGCGCAUAUGAGAGCGACCGUUUGAAUUAUGACGCGCGCGGACGUCCAGAGCAUUAUGAGUAUGGGCGCAUAGUGCAACCGUCCGAUCGUGAAGAGUAUGGGCAGUUGCAGCGCGCCGAUGAGUUGGAUGAGCUGGUCGAGGCUGAGCCAGAGAUUGACGAUAUGCUUACCGAUUUGGAUAGUUACCAGUAUUUGGAUGAGUUGUUGCCGUUGGAGCAUCGCAGCGUGUGGGGUGAUGAGCCGUUAGCUUAUGGCGUCGCCGGCGGCAAUACCAGGCCACAUCACUUGAACGAUGGUUUCCCGCUGCUGUUGAACCCAUACCGCACGCUUGAGGAGCUCGAGGAGAGUCCACCGCACACGCUACAGGAGCUAUUCGAAAAGGAACAGCAUAGUGGCGGUGCGAAAGAGCAUCGCGCGCAAGUGCAGCAGCAGGCAAAUGAACAGCAGCAGCACCAACAACAUCAUCAGACGCUGCAGCAGCAGCAGCAGCAGCAACAACACAUAUUCAACGGCGGCAUUAAGCAUCGCAAUGGCGGCUAUGGUGCUGCUCCUAGCGGUAGCGCUGCUGGCUAUAAUACACAUCUGCAGCAAAAGUGGCAGCGUAAACGCUCACAACAACAACAACAUCAGCGUCAAUUGCAACAAUGGCAACGCAACAUUUUCGGUCAGCAGUUACACCAUUUUGGCGCGCAAAACCAACGCCACAGCAAACUAUCGCUGGCCAAUUCGGAAGCCACCGCCACAAAGCAUACUCAACCAAAUAGUAGCAACAACAACAAAUUGCCAAGCGCUCUAAUCGCAAUGGCACCGCAGCAACAAAGUUCCUCCACAUCACUGCUGUCCCCCAAUGGAGCGGUAAUUAAAAGUGAACAGCAGCAGCAGCAACAACAGCAAGACCAGAAACAACAGUCAAAACAGCAGCAAGCCGCCACGCCAAAUGCUGACGAUGUUGCUAGUUCAACGGGCGCUUUGGCCAAAGCUGCUGCAAAAUUGAAAGCACAGCAACAGCACAAACAACUGCAGACGCCGACACAGAAGCAAGAGUCUUUCUUGCAUCCCAAUCACAAGCGCUCCGGCAGUGGCAACAGCAAGUCCGCUACAGCUGCAGCGGCGGCGAAUAACGGCUACUCGUCCAUCGCGAGUCAGCUGAUGCUGCGCACGGCGCGAGGGCAGCGGCAGUAUGAUGUGCCACAAAUAGGUAAGUGCAAGCAUUAAAUAACUACUUCACAUAAAAUAACAACCCUGCACUACACCGACAAGUAAGUGUGUCCAUUUAAAAAGCAAAAAAAAAAAACAGAAAAAAAAUAAGUUGGAAAAUUGAGUACCCUCAGAAAAAUAAUAUAUUUCUGCGUCAUAAAAAAACAACUGAAAAGUGAAAACAAAUUUUAAAGCUGCGAACUUUGGCCGAGCAGCUCUUAAACCCUGCUUCAGCGUCAACCUGCUAUUCAUACUUUUGCCGGGCUAAGUGCAUUCAUCGUUUAAAGUUGUCAAAAUUUAUGAUUUUCCACUUUACUUUCAGUCCACUCUUUCGCUGUUGCACGUGCAACAAAUUUUCUUGUCUGCCUUAGCACUUUUGCGUGACCUCAGCUGCUUCUACAGACAUUGCCACUAGACCGCCGACUAGCUGACCGGUUGGUUGGUUGGUUGAUUGGUUGGUUGGGCGUUGAAAGCAGGAAAUGGCUUCAAGUGAGAUUAUUUUAUCAGCGUAGAUGAUUAUUCGUGAUUUUGUUGAGUUGUGUUGCUUCGUUGUGUACCCAUACAUGCAUAUGUGGUACGUGCGUGUGUAUGUAUUUGCAUAUGUAUAUGCAUAUGCGUGCUUCUACCACUAUUUGUGUAGGUAAAUAUAAUAUAUAAUUGUGUGAAAGCUAUUGUGCGCCGCUCGCUUGUUGGCCUAUCACGGCCAACGUGGAACCAAUCGCAUUAAAAUGAUACGAUUACAAGUAUUCCGCUGUCACAAACCCGUUUACCGUGGCUCUGUCUAUUACAGUAUUUUUUUUUUUUUUCUUCCCCAACUCUUUUUAUAGGUCGCCACUGCAGCCGUUUGAUUUCUGAUUUCCAGUUAAACCGAAACAGAGGAAGUCGUUUCAUCGAUAUACCAACAAAUUUGCGUGAGAAGAAUUUUGUUUGUUUUUAAUUCAAGUGAAUGGGCGUUUAUUUAUCUGCGGCGAUUGCAUUUCCAUUAAAUUUCACUUCAUUUCACUUAAAGCUUUUUCCGGGUAUUUCAAGCUAUUUCGAGGCAUUUCAGUUAAUUCGCGCGCGAUUCAGUACGAGUGCAUUAAUUGUUGCAGCAGCUUUUGAAUGCCUAUAGCUUCUUGACUUUUUGAACACAUCUCGGCGAGAAAUAUGUGUGUGCUGCUGCAGGCACUCGAAAAAAUAGCACCAUAAAUUGGCAACAAAAGCAAAGUGCCGAAAACACCGAGGCACACACACAUGCGUACGCUCGAUGAAGUUUCAUUGCAUGCCGUUUUUUCUUUGCUACGUGUGUGUGUAUUGAAGUGCGUGGGCGCACACGCUUCGAAAUGCCAGCGGAUAUAGCGCCAGCGCAAUAAUAGCAACUCUAUGUUGGGUGUGGUUUUUGCUCGUGCUACACUUUUCAACUUCUAAAAAAGUUUCAUGUUUUCCUUUCAAUCUUGCGUUUUCUUUUUUUGGAAUUUUCGUUCUGCAACAUAGCACAAUAUUACGCUCGCAUACUGCGCUGCCUUAACUUUUUUUUAACUUCCAUGAUUUUCGCUACUACAUAUUUUUGUUUUUACGUCUACAAAUUUACAAUGUUUUAAGUUAAGCAACAUUUACCUCUCUUUGCAUUUACCUACCGCUGGUGCUUUUUCUUUUAUAUAUUUCUGUUUUUCUUUUUCGUAGUCAACAUUUGCUUGCCAACCGCAGCAUAUAAAUUUGCUUUUGCAUCUGAUUGCAUUCACCAGCAGCAUCCAACGGCAAUAACAGCUGCGGCUGCUGUCCCACUUACAUAUUUAUGUAUGUGGGUGCGUGGGUGCGUGGAUGUUGUUGAAAUUCGUUUUGAUAACGAUUUUAAUUUGCAUGUGAAAUGUGAAAAUGUGUUAAGCUGAUUUAUGGCAUGAGCUCGCUUAUUAAUUGUGCCAAUAUUUUAAUUGCGCGCUUCGAGUAGCUAUUGGCAUUUUUCGUACACUCAGUUGAAGUGAACUUAUGGCACACUUGAGGUUCUGUUCAAAUAAUUAAAAGUUUUAAUUGAAAUUGUUGCCUCUGAUUUUAUGUUGAUCUUAAAGUUAAUUGGGUUUGGCACAGGAUUGGAUUUAUUCUUAUUAAAUUUUUAAUUUGCGAAGUUUAUUUAUUAGUUUUCAAUACAUAAGCGUUGUUUUUUUCUGCUGCAUCUUUAAACUUGUUGAGGAUCUCACUACCAUGCACUAUGGGCUAGACGACCAUCAAAAUUGGCGAAAAUGUUGCGAUUUUAGUGAAAAUUCAUAUGGCUGCAAUUUUGCGAUCGCUGUUUGCAAAACUGAGGUUAAUUCUUCUAAUUUCAAAAAAGCCGUGACGACUGUACCACUUAGAACUUCAAACAGACCACAAGACUGCUUAUGAAUAUGAAAUUGUGUCAAAAAUUUCUGAUUCCGAAUAUCAAUUAGAUUACGAAUUAAAUGAUUUUAAGUUUACUGACAUAGAAGACGAAGUAUCAAAUGGCUACAAAAAUAUAAAAAUAAAAAUUAAGGAAAUUCUUUUAAUGAAAAAAAAAAUCUAACUCCAAGGGCAUUUAUUCUGCCCAUUCCGAAGAGCAAUCGAAUUAUGAAUUAAACCAUUUUGUGUUUACUGACAUAGAGAACGAAAUAUUAAAUGUCUACAAAACCAUAAAAAUCAAAACCAUAACAAGAAACUAAACAAAAAAAUUAUAAAAAAAUAUUAAAAAUUAGUUAUAAAAGUAAGCUAAUGUUUUAAGGACGAAAAAAUCUACAAAAACAUAAAAAAAAACUUUUUUAUUUUUUAACAAAAACAAAAAUAAAAAAAAACAGAUAUUAAAAAAAUAACUAUUAAAAGAGAGUUAAUAAGAAAAAGUUAAAAAAAAAUAACUAAUUAUUAAAAGUAAGUUAAUUUUUUAAAAGACAAAAUAUGCACUACCAGUGCAGCGGAUGGUUUUUAAAAAGAAUGAUCUGACUUUAUUAUUUAAAACUUCUUUCAGGGAUGCUUUUAAGGUCGCUGAUUACGAAAAUGAAGUUAAUACCAACAAAUUCUGAUUGGAAGGAAAAUUAUUCUUCCAACACCCAAAGCCAAUCAGAUUAUGAAUUAAAUGAUUGCCAGCUAACCGAGAUCUGCAAUACUGAAAAAAAAAUAAAAAAAACAACCAAAAAAAAUCAAUAGAAAAAAAAUUACAAAAAAAUUAAAAGAAAAAAAAUUCAAAUUUCAAAAAAAUUUAAAAAAAAAUUUAACAAAUAUGCUUCAAAUUCUCAGAAGGAAUCAGGUAUUGAAUUAAAUAUUUUGAGCUUACCGAGAUAGAGUUCGAAAUAUA
Molecule: messenger RNA, 9795 nt
Organism: Anastrepha ludens (Mexican fruit fly)
Lineage: Eukaryota; Metazoa; Arthropoda; Insecta; Diptera; Tephritidae
Gene: jeb
Exons: 3
Coding region: 4656-6536 (626 amino acids)
Biological process (GO): positive regulation of MAPK cascade
Cellular component (GO): terminal bouton
Molecular function (GO): transmembrane receptor protein tyrosine kinase activator activity
Source: RefSeq, a predicted model, not a curated record